Messenger RNA from Vavraia culicis subsp. floridensis, 749 nucleotides. RefSeq lists its product as uncharacterized. The record is from RefSeq and is a predicted model, not a curated record. The transcript has a single exon. NCBI's taxonomy places the organism in Eukaryota, Fungi, Microsporidia, Pleistophoridae. The coding region runs from base 14 to 556 and encodes 180 amino acids. Gene Ontology annotation, biological process: vesicle-mediated transport. Gene Ontology annotation, cellular component: membrane.
AAAAAGGAGGGGCAUGAUGAGCAACUCGAUCAGAGACAUUUUCCAGUACAGCAAGGAAUAUGACAUGUCCAAUGGAAUUCCAUUGAAACACAACAAGUACAACAGAUACUUCCGUGAUAGCACCAAGUACGACCUCGAUUACUUCGGUCUCACGUUUUCACAGCGUCUUGGUUGUUUCUUUGUUUUUCUCGUAGCUGCGUUUUUGUCGUUCAUUUACAGCCUGUUCAACAUUCUUGGUGCCAUUGUAAGCCCAGCAAAGUUCGCGCUGCCCUACGCUUUCUCCAACUUCCUGUUCUUCACGAUGAUAGGAUUCCUUGUGGGAUUUAGAAAGUACUUCAAGAGCACCUUCUCGCAGAACAGGUGGAGGUACACCACGACGUUCCUUGUGUGCACGUUCUUAACCAUUUACAGUGCGAUGAAGAUAAAAAGCUAUUUCUUCAACUUUACGAUGGCUAUAAUGCAGAUAGGAUCGUUUGUUGUGUUUGCCAUCACAUAUUUGCCCAAAGGAACAGAGAGACUUGGAGAUGUCUUAAGAUUCGCACUUUCGAAGAACUGAGUAUGUAAUGUGCUGCACGAGGUAAAAUAAAAAGUUCUUAAAGUAGAAAUUUAAGUUGCUUGAUGAUGAAGCUACCAUACUUUGUAACAAGUAAGCGUGUCUGUUGACAGCACUUGGUUUUUCUGUCAGACUGUUCAUGCUUGAUGGCUAUGCUUCUAACCCUGGUACUUUUUCAUUAAAACUUUUUGGCACA